This is a messenger RNA of Saimiri boliviensis boliviensis (Bolivian squirrel monkey), 2624 nucleotides long. RefSeq names its product ras homolog family member T2 (gene RHOT2). The record is from RefSeq and is a predicted model, not a curated record. Gene Ontology annotation, molecular function: GTPase activity; calcium ion binding; GTP binding. Gene Ontology annotation, biological process: small GTPase-mediated signal transduction; mitochondrion organization. NCBI's taxonomy places the organism in Eukaryota, Metazoa, Chordata, Mammalia, Primates, Cebidae. Gene Ontology annotation, cellular component: mitochondrial outer membrane.
CGCGCAGCCAGGCCACUCUGGCCCGCCCGCCUCGCUGGUAUGGCUGCGUGGGCGGGGCCGGAAGUAUGCGGCCGAGCACCGGAAGUGUGGGGCGGGCGCGGGGACCGAGCGAAGGGUUGAGGACUUGGUCAGGGUCGGGGUUGGGGUCGGGUUCUGGGUCGGGUUGCGGCUCUGGGCCGCAGCCAUGAGGCGGGACGUGCGCAUCCUGCUACUGGGCGAGGCCCAGGUGGGGAAGACGUCGCUGAUCCUGUCGCUGGUGGGCGAGGAGUUCCCCGAGGAGGUCCCUUCCCGCGCGGAGGAGAUCACGAUCCCCGCGGACGUCACCCCGGAGAAGGUGCCCACCCACAUCGUGGACUACUCAGAAGCCGAGCAGUCGGACGAGGAGCUGCGCGAGGAGAUCCACAAGGCAAACGUGGUGUGCGUGGUGUAUGAUGUCUCUGAGGAGGCCACUAUCGAGAAGAUUCGAACUAAAUGGAUUCCGCUGGUGAAUGGGGGGACCACGAGGGGGCCCAGGGUGCCCAUCAUCCUAGUGGGCAACAAGUCAGACCUGCGGUCGGGGAGCUCCAUGGAGGCCGUGCUCCCCAUCAUGAGCCAGUUUCCCGAGAUAGAGACCUGUGUGGAGUGUUCUGCCAAGAACCUGAGGAACAUCUCCGAGCUGUUUUACUACGCCCAGAAGGCGGUCCUGCACCCCACAGCCCCACUCUACGAUCCUGAGGCCAAGCAGUUGAGGCCCGCGUGCACCCAGGCUCUGACGCGCAUCUUCAGGCUCUCAGAUCAGGACCUGGACCAGGCACUCAGUGACGAGGAGCUCAACGCCUUCCAGAAAUCCUGCUUCGGGCACCCCUUGGCUCCGCAGGCCCUGGAGGACGUGAAGAUGGUGGUGUGCAAGAAUGUGGCUGGCGGCGUGUGGGAAGGCCGGCUGACCCUGGAUGGUGAGGCCGGGUGCUUGCUGUGGCUGGGGGGUGUGGGGAGGGGGCUGCGCCUGGUGCUCCCACUGCUCUGUCUCGGUACAGGCUUCCUUUUCCUGAACACGCUAUUCAUCCAGCGUGGCCGGCAUGAGACCACGUGGACCAUCCUCAGGCGCUUCGGCUACAGUGACGCCCUGGAGCUGACAGCCGACUACCUGUUUCCUCCGCUGCACGUGCCCCCUGGCUGUAGCACAGAGCUCAACCACCUCGGGUACCAGUUUGUGCAGAGGGUGUUUGAGAAGCACGACCAGGACCAUGACGGCGCCCUCUCGCCAGUGGAGCUGCAGAGCCUCUUCAGUGUGUUCCCGGCGGCCCCCUGGGGCCCCGAGCUUCCGCGCAUGGUCCGCACGGAGGCCGACCGGCUGCCCCUACACGGAUACCUCUGCCAGUGGACUCUGGUGACCUACCUGGACGUCCGGAGCUGCCUCGGGCACCUGGGCUACCUGGGCUACCCCACCCUCUGUGAGCAGGACUCCCAGACCCGCGCCAUCACAGUCACCCGUGAGAAGAGACUGGACCAGGAGAAGGGACAGACGCAGCGGAGCGUCCUUCUAUGCAAGGUGGUAGGGGCCCGCGGAGUGGGCAAGUCCGCCUUCCUGCAGGCCUUCCUCGGCCGCAGCCUGGGGCACCAGGACACCAGGGAGGAGCCUCCCGGCUACGCCGUCGACACGGUGCGGGUCAACGGGCAGGAGAAGUACCUGAUUCUAUGUGAGGUGGGCCCAGAGGGCCUGCUGGCCACGUCGCUGGACGCCGCCUGUGAUGUUGCCUGCUUGAUGUUUGAUGGUAGUGACCCAGAGUCCUUUGCACACUGUGCCAGCGUCUACAAGCGCCAUUACAUGGACGGGCAGACGCCCUGCCUCUUCGUCUCCUCCAAGGCAGACCUGCCCGAAGGUGUCCUGCCGGCUGGUCUGUCGCCAGCCGAGUUCUGCCGCAAGCACCGGCUGCCUGCUCCGGUGCCAUUCUCUUGUGCUGGCCCAGCCGAGCCCAGCGCCGCCAUCUUCACCCAGCUCGCCACCAUGGCCGCCUUCCCACACUUGGUCUACGCAGAGCCGCGUCCCUCCUCCUUCUGGCUCCGGGGGCUGCUAGGGGUUGUCGGGGCCGCCAUGGCUGCAGUCCUCAGCUUCUCGCUCUACAGGGUCCUGGUGAAGAGCCAGUGAGGGCCCUGGUACCCAAGUCCCUCUCAACCUGGGCCUGGCUCUGCCGGGGCAGCACCGCUGGGUGCAGGCCAGGCCGCCAUGCUGGGAACACCCUUCUGCUGCCUUUCUGCUUCUGAAGGCAGGUCUGUCUGUCUGCAGCGGGGCCUCGUGCGGCCACGCACUGCCCUGGCUCCUCUCCGACCCCCAAGGCUCCGCUGGGCUGUUGGAGCCUUGGCGGCUGAGCAGGAGUCCCGAGUGCCGGCCACACUGUCGCGCACUGCCCACCUCGGCAGGACGUGUAUUGGGCUGGGGAGCACGGGUGUGGAAGCCAGUGACCCCAGACCCAGAAUUCUCAGGGCUCUACCCGCUUUUCUGGUCCUGGGUGGCCAGUGGAUAUGAGGAGGGCUGGGAGGCGGAGCUCCGGGUGGGGGUUUCCACUCCCUUGAAUUUGGAGCCACGGCAGAGGACAGGAGGUUGGGCUUCCCAAUUAAACUUCACUGUGUCUUUUCCAUCUCUCGGA